AUGAAAACGUGCUUCGCUUCGAUUCUUAGCCUCCCAUUAAAAGCGCUUCUUUGGCCAUUUUCUAUUCAUUUGGUUUCGUCCAACUCUCAGCUGUCGAAAAAAAUGCUUUAUAAUUUUAUCGAGAAUCCGGUUGGUCUUUUUGAAAUUUUUUUGAAAAUAGUUGAAAAAAAUGUGUUACGUUCCUUGAUUACUUAAAAAGCUGUCAAUUCUUGCUAGUUAUCCUGAAAUAUAUCAAAUGGUUGUAGGUACUAGUAAUUUUAACAGUGUUUAAGUGACCACUUAAUUAGCCCCUUGUUAAUAAGAUUAUUUUUUUUUCCUUCCUUAAAGGUUUUUCAAUAUAAAGAUAUUAUUUUUCAAGUUUGUAACGAUAUUUUUGGACUUUAUUAAGACUCUCCCUCUGUCAACACCAGUCUACGAUGGAAUCCAAAAAAAGAAGCCGUCAUUGAAAUUUUCGGAGAAGUUUUUUGCGGGUCAACAAGGGUUCGUUUUUGAUAUUCCGGGUUUUUUUAAAAAAAGUAUAUAAAUUUUAAUGAAGCUUCAAAAAAACCUUUAGUAGAAAAAAACUGGUCUAUGUAAUAUUUGAAGCUUUUGAAAAAUUCAUUCAAAUUCUUGUAUAAUCCCAUAAAAUUUUUGGUCUUUAACUGUCAAGAAGUGAAAGCUGCGGUGGAUUAACUAUAACUUUUUAUUCUAAUAUUUUUGAAUACAAUUUUUUCAGAGGCUUCUCUCUGGAGUUCGUUUCGCAUAAGGGUGUUCCUAUGAACAUGUCCGUCCGAAUGGGUCUCUACAACAGCGGACCGAGCACCAUCGUUUUCAACCACCUCAAGCGUGGAAGGUUGGCUUUUUAAAAGGGGAAAAUGUGCUCUAUUGCCAAUUUUCCAUAUAAAAAAACGUUACUUUUUCAAGAAAAACCUUUUUGAUUCGAAUUUUUAAAUUUGAUAGAAACGGAAAGCACAAAUUCCAUAUGUUGACCGCUUUUUCGAUCUCAAAAUUCAAAAAUAUAAUUUCUAAUAAAAAAAUUCUAAAUUUUACACUAAAUCAAAAAAACCGUGACCGCAAGUGGAAUGGCUCAACGGCUCCCUCAAAGUCCGUCCGACUUAAAACGACUUGCGCGCGAAUCGCCAUCCAAAAAGCUGCUGAACUGAAAAUCGGCUGUAGAGCUAUUCCAAACGCGACGCUAUGCUUCUGUAGAGUUCAAAUUCGACGUGUGUAGCGAAUUAAUUUCAAGGGUUCUCUCUAGGGUUGUCAAUCUGAUUGGCCGCGUUUCUUUAAAACUUCGAACGCGAAUUCGGUUUCUUUUUUUGAAAAGCAGUCAUUAUUCAAUUCAAAUAAUCAUUUUCGAUUCAGUUGGCACAAGGAAACGCACCACGCAAAUGUGUUCAGCUUGGGAACACCCUUCCACAUGAGAAUCGUCAAUUGCCGGAGGCAUUACUCGGUAAAAAUUUUGAAAAAACUUUAUUGCUUUUAGAUCCAAUUCAAUUAGUUUUAAGGUCCACGUGAACGGAGCGAAAAUCUGCGAUUUCCAUCAACACGAGAACCCAAAACACGUCAAUUCCUUCAAAAUCCGAGGCGAUCUCAAAGUUUCGCGAAUUAACUUUGAAAAUUUCAAGCAUGGCAACGGCAAAGGUUCCUUUCUAGAUAUUUUCAAAUAAUCACACGUACUGUAUUGAUUUUACUCGAUUCAAGGCUUUUCAAGACUUGCUACUGAAAAUUUCAUUUCUUAAUUUUCUCAGAAAACACUUUACCACUACUUCAUAUUCAUUUCGUAAUUGCAGGAACCCAAGUUGGUCUCGUCGCGACACCUACCGUAGUCCAGCCAAGAACAGUGAUUAUCACUCAGCCAAAGCCCACUUUAUAUCCAUCUCUCCAGCCGCAAGUUGUCAUUCCCAGUGCUCCGAUCUACGUCCCAGAAAAUGAAGUAUACUGUAGCCGAAAUUCAGCUGUAAAUUUAAUAUUUUCAUUUCAGGUAAUCAUCAUCAACGGCCAACCUCAUUAUCGCGUACAAUACUAG
Molecule: messenger RNA, 2008 nt
Organism: Caenorhabditis auriculariae
Lineage: Eukaryota; Metazoa; Nematoda; Chromadorea; Rhabditida; Rhabditidae
Source: the annotation of a GenBank genome assembly